AUGGAAGCUUGUUACUCUCAGGACAAGUAUAAUGUCACCACAUUCAAUGUCUUGGCAACGGCCAUCCUCUCCCUGCAGACAUUUGCUGGCAUGUGGAUAAAUGCUUUCAUGGUUUCUGUGCUUUGCAUUGCUUGGGUCAGAAAGAAAAGCUCCAACUCCAAUGAGAAGAUCUUGCUCUUUCUGGGAUGCUGCCGGUUUGGUUAUUUCUGCAUGACAUGGGUGAAUUCCUUUGUUCAAAACAUUUAUCCCAUGUGCUUUCAUGUAAAAUAUCUACCCCACAUAAUUUCAGUUAUUCUGAUCUUUUUCAUUUGUUCCAGCCUGUGGGUUUCUGCCUUCCUUUCUGUUUUUUACUGUAUCAAAAUUACGAAUUUCCAGCACAGCUUCUUCAUCUACCUGAAAGUGAAAAUUGACAGGAUCGUGCCAUGGGUGCUCUUGGGUUCAGUCCUUUUAUCCCUCAGCUUUGGGGUCCUCAUGUCUGAGAACAUUGAUGAAGCACUCUGUGACAACAUCAACUGCACCACCACAGGAAAUGUCUGGAAACAGAAUAUCAGCCUUCAGCAGCAGUUUUUGCCUUUUUAUUUCCUCAGUGGCUUCGCAUAUGCCAUUGCAUUCACAGCAGUCAUCUCUUCUGCCCUUCUCCUCCUCUUUUCUCUCUGGAGACACAAACACAAGAUGCAGAUGAAGUCACUGAAGAACGUCAGCAUGGAUGCCCACAUCAAAGCCAUGAAAUAUAUUCUGUCCUUUCUCUUCCUUUACAGCAUCAAUUUUAUCUGUUUGGUUUUAACAAUGUCUUAUGAACCAGAGAAGCCAAAUGUUGAGAAUUUUCUCAUUACAAUUUUUUCUCAAGCUUUACCAGCAGCCCAUUCUCUGAUCCUAAUUUUCAGCAAUCCCAAACUGGAAAAGACACUGCUAAGGACCCUGUCCUGUGUGAAGAUUUGCAAGAGGCAGGAAAUGUCAUAA
Messenger RNA from Apus apus (common swift), 960 nucleotides. RefSeq names its product taste receptor type 2 member 9-like. The record is from RefSeq and is a predicted model, not a curated record. Gene Ontology annotation, biological process: sensory perception of taste; G protein-coupled receptor signaling pathway; detection of chemical stimulus involved in sensory perception of bitter taste. The transcript has a single exon. Gene Ontology annotation, cellular component: membrane. NCBI's taxonomy places the organism in Eukaryota, Metazoa, Chordata, Aves, Apodiformes, Apodidae. The coding region runs from base 1 to 960 and encodes 319 amino acids. Gene Ontology annotation, molecular function: G protein-coupled receptor activity; bitter taste receptor activity.